CCACAUGUGCAAACACUUCCGGGGUCCUUGGGGUCUGGCAACCGCCACACUUGCCUGUAUAAUUAUACACAACAAUGCCAAAGCCUUUUUUCCCAGGGAAUAAUAGGAAAUACGCAAUUCUCGCAAUUUCUCACUUCAGAGGUUAUUUUUGACAAGCUGUUGAAUAGGGGUCCUAAGAGAAAUGUAGGCAGUGGGAUAGCAUUCCGAAGCAAGAUGGCGGCGCUGAGGGCACUUCUAAGGGUCCGGACUGUGGCAGGAGGGUGGAGAGGCGCCGGUGGGAGACAGACCAUCAUACGUUCCCAAAGUGAAUUCACUUCCUUGGAGGAGAAACCACAGUUCCCCGGAGCUUCAGCUGACUUUGUGGACUCGUUGGAAUUCAUCCAGCCCAAUGUCAUUUCUGGGAUUCCUAUUUACCGUGUCAUGGAUCGUCAAGGGCAGAUUAUCAACCCAAGUGAAGACCCCAAAAUUCCGAAAGAGAAAGUCUUGAAGUUUUAUCAUACUAUGACUCUGCUGAACACCAUGGACAGGAUUUUAUAUGAAUCUCAGAGACAGGGAAGAAUCUCCUUCUACAUGACCAACUAUGGAGAGGAGGGGACACAUGUGGGCAGCGCAGCAGCACUGAAUGACACAGACCUUGUGUUUGGACAAUACAGAGAAGCUGGUGUGCUGAUGUACCGUGGUUAUCCCCUGGAUCUGUUCAUGGCUCAGUGUUAUGGUAAUGCCUCAGACCCAGGAAAAGGAAAACAAAUGCCUGUACACUAUGGCUGCAAGGACUUGAAUUUUGUUACCAUCUCCUCUCCACUGGCAACUCAGAUCCCACAGGCUGUGGGCGCAGCGUAUUCUUUUAAACGGGAAAAUGCAGACCGUGCUGUCAUUUGCUACUUUGGCGAGGGUGCAGCCAGUGAAGGAGAUGCACAUGCUGCCUUCAACUUCUCUGCUACUCUGGAGUGCCCUGUUCUGUUUUUUUGCAGAAAUAAUGGUUAUGCAAUAUCUACACCAACCUCUGAGCAAUACAGGGGAGAUGGUAUUGCGGCCCGUGGUCCUGGGUAUGGGAUCAUGUCAAUACGAGUGGAUGGUAAUGAUGUGUUUGCAGUGUACAAUGCUACCAAAGAGGCACGACGCAGAGCAGUUGCAGAGAAUCAGCCAUUCCUUAUAGAGGCCAUGACUUACAGAAUUGGACAUCACAGUACCAGUGACGACAGCUCAGCGUACCGCUCAGUUGAUGAGGUUAAUUAUUGGGACAAGCAGGACCAUCCUAUCUCUCGACUUCGACACUACAUGUUACACAAGGGCUGGUGGGAUGAGGAGCAGGAGAAGAUAUGGAGAAAAAAAUCACGCAAGAUGGUCAUGGAAGCAUUUGAAGAGGCUGAACGCAAGCAUAAACCCAAAGUGGAGCACAUGUUCUCAGAUGUAUACUCAGAGAUGCCUGCUCAGUUAAGGAAACAAGAAGAAUCUUUGAUGAAACAUCUAAAACUGUAUGGAGAACAUUAUCCUUUGGACAGCUAUGAGAAGUAACUCAUUUGAGGUUGCCUUUACCAUUACAAGGAAUAUUUCUGUUACAGGCAGCAAAUACUGUGGAUAUUGGGCACCUUAUCCUGCCCAACUAAACAGCCGGCUGCAAGAACUUACCUGUUAAUAAGUUCAAAUAAUUCCUCCUUUUUGUGAAAUCAAUUUAUUAGAUAAUUAUUUUGGUUGUAAAUAAAAGGUUAGGGAGUUUGUUUUUUUUUUUUAACAUGAACUUCCUGCUGUUUAUAGAGAAUUGUAUUAAUAUACUGUAUAAGCCCUAUGGUUACAUAGGUGGACAUCUUGGCAUAAGCACAGGAAGCCCAUAGUUAUCUAAUUCAGUGCUUGACUAUUAAAUGAAUGAAAAUAGAACAAAAGUGCUUUAAAGUGGUGUUUUCCAAUACAGAAACUUUUUAAAGGCCAUGAACACUAGGAAAUAAAAAUGCCAAAUCUGCACUUAUGCAUAAUAAUUUAGUGCACUUUUAAACUCUCUAUUAUUUCUAUGCACCAUGAUAUUUAAUUACACCUUUACUUUUCUCUUCACCUUCCUACUCAUGUCAUUUAUAUGGAGUAUUUAAAGUUCCAAUGAACAUACAAAGUUGGCGUGGCUUUCCUUUUAGAGAAAAGUGAAAUUCCGAUACACCAAAUCUGAAAAGAAACAGGAAAAGCCAGGACAACUGGAAGCAAUUUAGCAAACAGGAAAAACCAGGACACAACUGGUUCAUGGUACAAUAACAAGAAAAAUAUGUGCCCUGUUAUUGUACCUUUGACACACCGAAUGAUUUGUGAACUUCACACAAAAUGAAAUGUAAAGGAAACCUAAGUUAACACAUAACAUAGUUUUAAAUUAUUACUGCUUUUGCUUUGCUUUGUUUUACCUGGGUAACAUGGUUUCUUAAAUGCAGCAAUAAUUUGAAAAAAGUUCUGUGUUCAGGGUUGGUUUGUCUAACGUCCCAUUUUGUUAUAAAACCAGAAACCAUCCUG
Messenger RNA from Xenopus tropicalis (tropical clawed frog), 2487 nucleotides. The record is from RefSeq and is a predicted model, not a curated record. Lineage: Eukaryota; Metazoa; Chordata; Amphibia; Anura; Pipidae.